AUGCGAAAAAUUGUUAGUAAAAAAAAGCGAAGAUAUCAACAAGAUGGUUUCGAUCUUGAUUUAUCAUAUAUUCGACCAAAUAUUAUUGCAAUGGGAUAUCCAGCUAAUAGUUAUGAAGGAGUUUUUAGAAAUAAUAUUUAUGAUGUUAGCCGAUUUUUGUCAUCAAAACAUGGUGAUAAAUUUUAUGUAUAUAAUUUAUGUGUAGAAAAUGAACGUCAAUAUGAUGGAUCUCGUUUUAAUAAUAAUGUAUGUACAGAUUUUAGUUUUGAAGAUCAUAAUCCACCUCCAAUGAAAAUGAUAUUGGCCUUUUGUCAACAUGUUAAAACACAAUUAAAUUUAAUGACUGAUAGAACAAUUGUUAUACAUUGUAAAGCAGGAAAAGGUCGAACUGGUGUUAUGUCUUGUUGUUUUCUUCUUUAUUAUUAUCGAGAUGAAUUUAAUGAUCCAUUAGAAACAUUAAGAUUCUAUGCUCAACAAAGAACAUCUAAUGAAAAAGGUGUUACUAUACCUAGUCAACGUCGUUAUGUUGAAUAUUUUGGUCAUUUACUUAAUUAUCAAUUAAUAUAUACACUUAAACAAAUUGUUUUUACUGGUUUAUUAAUAACAUAUGAACAAAAUCAAGUUAUUAAUUCAAGUAUAUCUUAUACAGUUAGUUCAUAUAAUCGUCGAAUACAAUAUCAAUCAUUUGAAUUUUCUCUUGAACGUGAUAUAACUAUGCAUCAAGAUUCAAUAGCAAAUUAUUCUGUAUUAAAUGCAACACAUAAAUAUUUUAUACCAUCAUCAAAUCAACAAUGUCAAAUACCAUUAGAAGAAGAUGUUUUAAUUGAAAUUUUUUUAACAAAAACAAAACGUGGAAAACCAGAAAAAUUAUGUCAUUUUUGGUUUAAUACAUUUUUUCUUGUUGAUUCUAAAAUGCAAAUUUUAUUAAGUAAUUAUAAUGAAAAACAUCCAGAAAGUAAUUUAGGUGUACUUAGUUCAUGUCUUAUACCAGAAUUUGGACAUAAACAUUUAUAUACAAUAAUAAAAAAAGAUAUUGAUGGAUUACAUAAAGAUAAAUUUCAUCGAUUAGUACCAGCAUCAUUUACAGAUCAUCAUUGUAUAUGGUAUGGACAAUGUGGAACUAAUCCACUUGGUCGAAUAACUAAUUGUUAUUACAAUGGUUCAGCAAAAUUAUUAACAGAUGAAACAGCAUUGAAAACAUUAGAAACUGCUUGUGGUAUGACAUAUCAUGGUGCAAAUAGUACAUAUACUUGUUGUGCACCUGAUCAAAUAGCUAAUAUGGCAAAUCAAUUUGGUAUGGCUAAAUUAAUGUUAGGACGUUGUCCAUCAUGUUAUUAUAAUUUUCGUUCAUUAUUUUGUUCAAUGACAUGUAGUCCAGAUCAUAGUCGAUUUUUAGCUAUUACAGAAACUGGUAAUAGUUCAUUAUAUCCUGGACGAAUAACUGUUGAAUCAAUAACUUAUACAAUAGCUGAUGAUUUUGCUGAACGUAUACUUAAUUCAUGCAGAGAUGUUUUAUAUCCUGGUGGUAAUCAACAUUCUCUUGAUACAAUGUGUGGUCGACCAUAUGAUCAAUGUACAAAAGAAUCAUUUAUGAAAUAUUUAGGUGAAGAUAAUCCAGCAGUACCAUUUCCAAUACAUAUUCUUUUUUCAAAUGAUACAACUGAUGAAAAUAGUUAUUAUAAUCAAACAACAUUUUUAUGUAAUGAACCUAUUAUAUCAAAAUAUGAAAAUAAAACAGCUUGUGGUUGUUUAGAUUGUCCUAAAUCUUGUAGUCCAUUACCACCAGAUGUUCCAGAUAAAAAAUUUAUAAUUUUUAAUAUAGAUGGAUGGUUUAUAAUUGCUAUUAUUGUUAUAAUAAUUUUAUUAUCAACAUUUUUUAUAUCAAUAUUUACAAUAACAAAAUUACGAAAAUCUCGUACAAAUGAAUAUGUAUCUACAGAAACAACAACUUUACUUGAUCCAUCAACUCGACAAAAAUCAAUUGGAUGUAUGAUGAAUAUUCGAAAACGUACUGAACGAUUAUUUGAACGAAUUUUUUUUCGUUUGGGUCUUUUCUGUGCUCAACAUUCAUAUAUUGUUUUAAUUAUUGGUUUUAUUAUCAUAACAAUUCUUUCAUGUGGUUUAAUUAAAUUUCAAGUAACAACUGAUCCUGUACAAUUAUGGUCAGCUAAAACAAGUAUUGCACGACAACAAAAAGACUAUUUUGAUAAACAUUUUAGACCAUUUUAUCGAACAACACAAUUAAUUAUUGUACCUGAUGAUCAAUCAUUUGUAACACAUUAUUAUUUAUCACCACCAGCACCACUUAGUGAAUAUACAUUAGGACCAGCAUUUGAAAUUGGUUUUCUAACACGUGUACUUGAUCUUCAAACAGAUAUACUUUCACUUACAGCUCAAUUAAAUGAAAAAAAUCGAACUGUUAGUUUAUCUGAUAUAUGUUUAAAACCAUUAGAACCUGAUAAUGAAAAUUGUACAGUUUUUUCCAUUCUUCAAUAUUAUCAAAAUUCAAAAGAAAAUUUAAAUAAACUUAUACAUGAUGAUUUUUUUACUUAUUUUGAUUAUGCAACACAUUUUAUGACUUGUUCACAAGCACCAACAACAACACGAGAUAAUCCAUUAGGUUUAUCAUGUUUUGGAGAUUUCGGUGGUACAAUUAAUCCAUUUAUGAUACUUGGAAAUUAUACAGAUGCAACAUAUGCAAAUGCAACAGCUCUUGUUAUUACUAUUGUUAUUGAAAAUUCGAAUGAUCCAGAAAAAAUUCAUUUAGCUGAAGCAUGGGAAAAAGUGUUUCUUGAUUAUAUGAAAAAUUUUACUGAAACACAAAAAUUUUUACGUACAUCUGGUCGUUGGAAUGAAACAGCUAAUUUUACUGUUUAUUAUAGUGCUGAACGUUCUAUACAAGAUGAAUUAAAUCGACAAAGUCGUUCAGAUAUAUUAACAAUAGCAAUAUCAUAUACAAUUAUGUUUCUUUAUGUAACAUUAACACUUGGUCAUAUACGUUCAUGGCGUACAUGUUUAAUUGAUUUAAAAAUUUCAGUUGGAUUUAUUGGUGUUCUUUUUGUUUUAUUAUCCGUUAUGAGUUCAAUUGGAUUUUAUUCAUAUUGUGGUAUUGCUGGUACAUUAAUUAUAUUUGAAGUUAUACCAUUUCUUGUCUUAGCUGUUGGUGUUGAUAAUAUAUUUAUUAUAGUACAACAUUUUGAAAAAGCUAAAGAAGAAGAAUAUCAAUCAUCAGAUAUACGUUUAGCAACAACAAUAAGUCGUGUUGGACCAUCAAUAUUAUUAACAGCAACAAGUGAAUCAAUUGCUUUUCUUCUUGGAUCAUUAACACCAAUGCCAGCUGUACAAAUUUUUUCUUUAUAUGCAUUUAUGGCUGUAUUUAUUGAUUUUCUUUUACAAAUAACAUGUUUUGUAUCUAUACUUGCAAUUGAUACUCGUCGACAAGAUUCUAAUCGACCAGAUUUAUGUUGUUGUUGUCAAAUAAAUAGUAUAAAUAAUUUAACUGAACAAAAAUCUAAAGGAAUAUUACAACAAUUAUUUACAAAUAUUAUAACACCAAUUAUUUUAGGAAAAUCAUUUAUACGUGCAAUCAUAUUUACAAUAUUUAUUAGUAUAACAUGUUUAUCAUUAUCAUUAAUACAUCGAAUACCUAUUGGUCUUGAUCAAAAAUUAUCAAUGCCAAAAGAUUCUUAUGUUUUAGAUUAUUUUUAUGGUUUAGAAAAUUAUUUAAGUAUUGGUGCACCUGUAUAUUUUGUUGUUAAUGAAGAUGCUAUUGAUUAUAAACGUACUAAUGAUCAAGAUUUAUUAUGUGGUACAUCUGGUUGUUCAUCUAUGUCAUUACUUGGACAAAUAGGACAAGCAUUACGACAACCUAAACGUUAUUAUUUAGCACAACCACCAUCAUCAUGGCUUGAUGAUUAUUUUGAUUGGUUACAAUCAACAAAUGAUCCACCUUGUUGUCGAAUAAAUAAUCAAACAAAAGAAUUUUGUCCAGCUACAUUAAAUAAUACAUUAUGUAUAAAUUGUCCUAUAGAAUUUAUUGAAAAUCAACGACCAUCUGCAAAUGAUUUUCAACAUUAUAUUAAUUUUUUUCUACAUGAUAAUCCAGGUGAAAAAUGUCCUAAAGGUGGUCAUGCUGCAUAUAAAGAUGCUGUACAAUUAAUUAAUAAUAGUUAUGUUAAAAGUUCAUAUUUUAUGGGUUUUCAUUCUAUACUUAAAACAUCAUCAGAUUUUAUUGAUGCUAUGAAAAGUGCUAAUGAUAUAGCAAAAAAUAUUUCAAAAACAAUAUUAAAUAAUCAAAGUAAAAUUUUUCAUGAUUCAAAUCAACUUCAAGAUUAUCCAGUUUUUCCAUACAGUGUAUUUUACGUAUUUUAUGAUCAAUAUGUAACCAUAUGGCGUAAUUUAAUUAUCAAUUUAUCAAUAUCAUUUGCUGCUGUUUUUCUUGUAACAUUUAUUUUACUUGGUUUUGAUAUUCAUACAUCAUUUCUCAUACUUCUAUGUGUUUUCAUGAUUAUUAUUGACAUGUUUGGUGUAAUGUACUUAUGGCAUAUUGAACUUAAUGCUAUAUCAGUUGUAAAUAUUGUUAUGUCUGUUGGUAUUGCAGUAGAAUUUUGUGCACAUAUAGCUCGAUAUUUUGCUGUAAGUCAAGGUAUAAAUCGAUUAUAUCGAGCAAAAAUUGCUUUAUCUGAAAUGGGUAGUUCAGUAUUUAGUGGAAUAACAUUAACAAAAAUUGGUGGUGUUGUUGUACUUGCAUUUUCUAAAUCCCAACUUUUUCAAGUAUUCUAUUUUCGUAUGUAUUUAUCAUUGGUUAUUAUUGGUGCAUUACAUGGUUUAGUUUUUCUACCAGUUCUACUUAGUUAUUGUGGUCCAAGUUCAUUGCCUUUAAUCGAUGAUAAAAACCAUGAACAUCAAACAACUGUAAUUGUGGAUAAUAUAUCCAAUGGAAUUGACAUUCCUGAUCAUGAAAUUUCUGUUCAAUUUCAUUCAACAGAUAAAGAUUAA
Molecule: messenger RNA, 4998 nt
Organism: Rotaria sp. Silwood1
Lineage: Eukaryota; Metazoa; Rotifera; Eurotatoria; Philodinida; Philodinidae
Source: the annotation of a GenBank genome assembly